CGUGGACUUCGGUGCAUAAAGUUGGAAUUAAAGGACAAGUCUAGAGAGUGGAGUGACAUAGUUCGGGUUAACACCAUCGAGGAAUAAAAAAGAAAAUAAAAAAAUGAAGAAAGUAACUUGUGAAGGAAGCGCAGUUAAAAUUGCAAAGAAAACGAGUCAGAAAAAUGCACAUGGAAAAAGUUCUUCAUCUAAGAAUGUUUCAAGUGACAUUAUUGAUCAUGAAUAUCAAAGGUCGUUGGAAGAGCGAGAAAAAUUUUGGAGUGAAAUUGGCUCACAAAUGGUUUCAUGGGAUAAAAUGUACGAUCAAGUGAUUGAUGAUAGUAGUUCACCAUUUACUAAGUGGUUUUGCGGAGGAUAUCUUAAUGCUUGUUUCAAUUGUGUUGAUCGACAUAUUGCUAAUGGACAUGGAAAUAAAGUGGCAUUAAUUCAUGAUAGUCCAAUAACGAACACCGUUAGAAAAGUGACUUAUCAAGAACUUCUCGAUAGUACGACACGACUAGCUGGUGGACUUAGAAAACUUGGUGUGAAGAAAGGUGAUCGUGUUGUGAUUUAUAUGCCAUUGAUCCCCGAAGCAAUUAUGUCGAUGUUAGCAACUGUUAGACUUGGCGCAAUUCAUUCUGUUGUUUUUGGAGGAUUUGCUUCAAGUGAACUUAGUACAAGAAUCGAUCAUGCGGAGCCCAAAGUGAUAAUUUCAGCUAAUUGCGGUGUUGAACCAAACAAAGUCAUCCCGUAUUUGGAUAUUUUGCAUGAAGCAAUAGACAUGUGCAAUUGGAAGCCGGAUAAAUGUAUAAUUUUCCAACGGAAAAACGUUCUCAUUUCUGAGUUAAAUCCACUUCUUGAUUUAUGUUGGGAAGAAGCAUUGGCUGAACCAGUUGAAUGUGUUCCAGUGGAAGCAAACGAUCCUUUGUAUAUUCUUUAUACUUCAGGAACAACUGACAAACCAAAAGGAAUUCAACGUCCCACUGGAGGAUAUUUAGUGACACUCAUGUAUACGAUGAAUACGAUUUAUGGUGUUCGACCUGACGACGUAUGGUGGUCAGCAAGUGAUUUGGGUUGGGUUGUUGGUCAUAGUUACAUAGCAUAUGGACCUUUACUUUACGGCUGCACAAGUGUAAUGUAUGAAGGAAAGCCUGAUAGAACACCAGAUCCCGGUCAAUACUUUCGUAUCAUUGAACAACAUCAAGUGUCGGCUAUAUUUAGUGUACCAACGGCUUUUCGUGUUAUCAGAAAAGUUGAUCCACAUAUAAGAUAUGGAAGGAAACAUUCAUUGAACUCUUUACGGGCGAUUUUCAUUGCUGGUGAACAUUGCGAUUUGGAAACGAAGCAUUGGAUUGAAAAUACUUUCCGAGUUCCGGUGUUGAAUCAUUGGUGGCAAACUGAGACAGGAUCAGCUAUAACAGCGACAUGUCUAGGUAAUGCACAGAAUAUUUACGUUCCAAACUUCACAACUGGUCUCCCUUUCAUCGGGUAUGACAUCAAAAUUAUGGAUUCAGAAGGAAACAGUAUGAAGGAACUUGGGCCAAAUCAGCUUGGUCGAAUUGUCGUUAAGCUUCCGCUUCCACCUGGCAAUAUGUCAACACUUUAUAAGAACGAUGAUUUAUUUGAGAAAGUUUAUUUCCAACGAUUUCCGGGAUAUUACGAUACAAUGGAUGCUGGUUAUAAAGAUGAAAAUGGUUAUAUCUACGUCACUGCCAGAGACGACGACGUAAUCAAUGUGGCUGGCCACAGGUUAUCGACAUCGAGUCUUGAAGAUGCAAUUUUACGUCAUCCAGACGUCGCAGAUGCCGCUGUAUUUGGCGUUCCAGAAAAUACAAAAGGGGAAGUUCCAUUGUGUCUUUAUGUGACAAAAGAUGGAGUAAAGAAACCUGCUACAAAGCUAUCGGUUGAAAUCAUUAAAAUAAUUCGUGAUGUUAUUGGACCCAUCGCGUCAUUUCGAUUAGUUGCUAAAGUUCAAGCAUUGCCAAGAACACGAAGUGGAAAAACAAUGCGAAAAGCUUUAGCUGAUUUUGCUCGUAACAAAACCGUCAAUCUUCCAGCUACAAUCGAAGAUCCAUCAGUGUUUAUUGACAUUCGUCGUGCUUUAAACGAGUUGGGAUAUGCAACGUCAGCACCAUCACCGUUAUUAGGAUACAAGAAACGUGAUUGAAGAUUUUAGUGUUUUAUGUCUAAAUUUUCAACGUAGAUUCAUGAUAAGUUUGAUAUCAUUAUGUGGGAGUUUUGUUUCGUUUUGAUUGAUUUAAAUACUUUACCUUGACUAAGAUGGGAAUCAAACAAAAGUGGACUAAAAAAUGUAAUCAUAUUUAAUAAAAAAG
Messenger RNA from Clunio marinus, 2312 nucleotides. Lineage: Eukaryota; Metazoa; Arthropoda; Insecta; Diptera; Chironomidae. The record is from the annotation of a GenBank genome assembly.